Scylla paramamosain (green mud crab) is the source of this 3576-nucleotide messenger RNA. RefSeq names its product mitochondrial inner membrane protease ATP23 homolog. The transcript has 6 exons. NCBI's taxonomy places the organism in Eukaryota, Metazoa, Arthropoda, Malacostraca, Decapoda, Portunidae. Gene Ontology annotation, molecular function: metalloendopeptidase activity. Gene Ontology annotation, biological process: mitochondrial proton-transporting ATP synthase complex assembly; mitochondrial protein processing. The record is from RefSeq and is a predicted model, not a curated record. The coding region runs from base 133 to 867 and encodes 244 amino acids.
UUGUAUUUAAGCUCGUAAUGGUGGUAUAAACAAACCCAGGUACCAUAAGCCGGCGUGCUGUUAAAAUGGUGUUAGUGGUUAAUUGAACGCAUGUAACUAAAUAUUAGCAACACCCUGAACAAUAUAGAAAUCAUGAACCCUAGCACAGAGCAACCAGGAGAGGAGAAGAGUGAAGAAAAGUGGGGCUUUGAUUUGUAUCCUGAGAGACGAGGGGAAAAAUAUAAACCAUCAUUGACAAAAAUAGCUCUUCUAGGGGAGGGGCGAGAGCAAUCUCAAAAGAUCAAGUGUGAGAAGAAUGUGUGGUAUUGUGCCAAGAGCAGUCCUCUUGUAAAGCUGAUGCUGGCAGCCCUUAAAUCAUCUGGCUGUGAAGUGGAUCUGACGAGACAUGUGUCCUGUGAGGUGUGCGAUGUAUCUGUCAGUGGAGGAUAUGACUCAGAGUUAAACCAGGUAGUAGUUUGCCAGAAUGUAGCACGCACAGAAGGUCUGACUCAGGGGGUGCUCACACAUGAGUUAAUUCACAUGUUUGACUACUGCCGCAACAAACUUGAUUUCAAGAACAUUGACCACUUGGCCUGCACAGAAGUUAGAGCUGCCAAUUUGGCUCAUUGUUCCUUCCUGUCAGCUGUCGCACAGGGUGAUGCCUCUCCAUUCCAUAUUGCCAAGGCCCAUCAGGACUGUGUGAAGACCAAGGCCAUGUACUCAGUGAAAUGUACCCGUAAUGUGACCCUGACGGAAGCAAAGGCGGCAGUGGAUCGAGUGUUUGACCGCUGCUACAAUGAUUUGGAACCCAUUGGCCGCCGCCUGCGCAGAAAUUCCCCAGACAUGCACAAGGCCUACAAGGAGCGCUUCAUCUACGGCUAUGACUAAUGACUCUAUGAGCUAGUUCAGAUAUUUGAGAAUUACCAUAUUUUCCAGCAUGUAAAGUAAAUAAAAGUAAAGUGAAAGUAAAAUUUGAAUUUUGGCAGGUCUAAUCUGGAAUUUUUUUUUUCUUUUUUUUAAUGCUGCUAACCUGAAAUACUCCAGCAAGUAUCUCAAGCUUUUGCCACUCAGCCCAUUUACCAAUACAUAACACUACAUAACCAUUCAUAUGCUGGUUAUAACAUUUUCGUGCACAGAAAUCAUAAAUAGCACGCUUUCAUACAUCCAAAAAAUACAAUAUGUACUGUAUUUUUGGUCAUAUAAGGCAUGCUUUUUCUUUAAAAAAGCAUUUCUAGAUUACCCUGUGCUAUACAUGCUGAAGGUCAAGCUUUGAGUAGGGUUGAGCUACUGACAACUAUCAGUACUGUAAAUGAACUCCAAAUGCCUAACACAUUCCUAUGAAUACAGUUUUUUUUCCAAAAAUUCUUUAGAUUGGUUGGCAAUUGAGUAUUAUGAUGUAUUGUAAAUUUAGGUAUAUAGGGGUACCUUGACUUAUGAGUUUAAUUAGUUCUGGGACAGAGCUUCACAACUCAAUUUGCUUGUGUCAAAUAAAUUUUCCCCACUGAAAUUAAUUGAAAUGCCAUUGAUUUGUUCAAGCCCACAAAAACACCAAUUUUUUGUUACAUGUUUUUGAAUACAGAAAACUUUUGAUAUAACAAACCUCUGUUUACCGAAUUUUGGCCAUAGCAACCCCUUUAAGGCUAUCAUACUCUCAUUUUAUUAUUAUUAUUAUGAAUUAGGGUUGUGGGACAGUCAUUGAGCAAUCCUGACCCUGAUGCAAUGUGCUCUCUCUCUCUCUCUCUCUCUCUCUCUCUCUCUCUCUCUCUCUCUCUCUCUCUCUCUCUCUCUCUCUCUCUCUCUCUCUCUCUCUCUCUCUCUCUCUCUCUCUCUCUCUCUCUCUCUCUCUGAGAACAAUCUUGAGGAUUAUUAGAGUGAGACUGAUUCAGAAUAAAAAAUUUACGUAUAUGAGUGUGAAGGAAGGAGAAAAGAUGAAGCAAAAAUUACAUAAAAUGAAUGAAGGGGAAAAAGAGCAAGGUAUCACUCCCUUGUCCAUUAUCUCUGACAGAUAAGGGGAAGAAAGGUUUGAAGAGAGAGGAAAGAAAAAAAAUGGAGGAAAGGAUAGGUGGUGGAUAGGUGAGCAGUGGCUCACAUAGAAGUUGGUGAAUUAGUCUUGCAAGUUUUAGUUUGUUAUUCCGAAUUAAUUUUUAUACUAAAACUUUAAUGCUCACACGAAUGGCGAAUUCAUCUUGCCAGGUGUGGUUCAUUAUUCCAAUUAAAUUUUCAUUAAAAUUCCAGUGCAUUAUUGCAGUUGUAUGUUAUAAUGACUGUGUGUUGUUACAUACCCUACUGUAUGUUUGUUAUUUUGAGUGUUUAUUUUUAGAAAAAUUUAUUUAUAAAUAACAAUAUAAAAACAUAUGAAGUGAACAAGUAAGAUGAAGAAUGCUGGGCAAUUGUUGUAGAGCUCGCUGUGCCCAGUGCCAACUAGCGGCUGAGUAUCUAAAGCUCAUUCGUAUCUUGGAUUUUGGCUCACAACUCAAAGCAAAAAAUCAUCCAAGUGACAGCCCAUAUUUAAAAAAAAAUCAUAAAUUGGGGCACUCAUAAAUCAGUGUACCACAGUAAAUGUCUAAUUAUAGUAAUAAAUUACAAAUAUACUUAUUCAUUACAUAAUAAGUAAGUCUUUGUCCUCAGUAGCUGUUCAAUAAGGCCACAACUUGCACCAUCAUCUUUGUUUAUGGUGAUGGCACAUACUACUUAAGCAGUGUUGUUAGCAAUGUGUUAGGGAUGGUAGUUAGUAAUGUCAGCAGUGGAGAUUGAUAAUAUUAAUUGUGAUGCUUGGUAAUUACCUACCAUGAUACCCUACUAAAAGGGUUAGUUAAAAUUUUCUUGAUUCUUGUACAUGAAAAACUUUAUAACUAACAUAUGAAUGGUUAUGAAUUGUUAUUUAGUUUUAUGUACCGGUAAAUGGGCUCAACAGCAAAAGUAUGAGAUUCUGCUAUGGGCUGUUGGGUCAGAUGCAGUUAUUUAUUUAUUUAUUAUUUAUUUUUAUUUUUUUUUUCUCAGAUUAUGGCUGCCAAAAUUUUUUGGGGGGUGCAUCUUAUAUGCUUCUGUACCUUACAUGCCUGAAAAUAUGAUAAUACAAAAAGAUAAGAAUUUGUUUUCUUUGUGUAAUUUUCAUAAGAUUAGUAGAUACAUCACACUAUUUAUAUGCACAGAGCAUAUAAAUUUGGUUUUUGCAGUCUUUUGCAAUUUUGCAGUCUUUUUAUAAAUUUUCAAUUUAGCCAGGUAUAUAGCUGGUAUUUUGUUCCCCCUUUUUUUUCUUUUCUCUCUCCUUCUUGGAUCUUCUUGGAUAGUUUUCCAUACUUUUAUGAAAAGUCAAGUUUGAAUAAAAUAAAAUUUUUAUAUGAAAAGAAUGUUAUCUGAAAAGGUUUUCUGAAUGUAUGUUUUAGAUGAGGUCUUUUUUUUAUGAUGUCCAGAUUUCAAGUCAAUGAGGUAAUGACAUCUUACAUGAGAUAAAUGGCAACUUUCUUAGACAUUUGUAAAUAUGUAUAUAUUUAGUCAAAAAUUAUACUAGGUAUAUUUUAAGAUUCAUGAUUUAUCAUAGAUAAGAACAUUUGUUACAUUUGUUUGAUGUAUUUUUAAAUAAAUAUUUUCAUCAUA